Molecule: messenger RNA, 2175 nt
Organism: Adineta steineri
Lineage: Eukaryota; Metazoa; Rotifera; Eurotatoria; Adinetida; Adinetidae
Source: the annotation of a GenBank genome assembly
AUGAGUCGUCGUUUUAUGGAUUUAUUAACAAAACCAGAACAUGUGGUCAGAGCUGUUCAACAACAUAGUCGAGUACGUCUAAUAUUCCUUCAUCAUAAUACGCCAAAUGUCAAAGAGAAUGUAUGUAAACUGAUUGAAAUAUUGGUCGAAGCUGAAUUUAUAAAAGCAAAAUCAGAUGGAAAAACUUUAUUAGAUUCAGACUAUGGCUAUAAAGUUCAGCGGAUCGAGCAAAAACUACAGCCACCUCUUAAUCCAAGAGAUAUUCAGGUUAUUCAUGAAUGGUCAGUUAAAAUUGCUCAAGCAUCGAUUAAAUUAAAUGCUAAUCCCACUGGAAUCCAAUACGAUGUAGAUCAAAUUCUAGGAACAGAUCAACAUGUAUUUUCUAUACUCGGACCGCAUCUUGGUCAUUAUUAUGGUGAUAUUGUUAUCACUUUUAAGCAAGAAAUUAUGUUUCAUCCGGAUGCCAACUUUUCUAUUCAGGCUGGAACUAAAUUUCAUAGCAAGUACACUUAUUCACAUAGGCCAUGGACGAAAGAUCCAGGAACUGAUGGUAAACGAACAGAACAUUUUCAUAGCUCAAAACUGCAUUGCUCUAUUCAUGGUUAUGAAUAUGCAGCGGCUUCAGAAUUAGUCGCUCUAACAGGUGCAGAUCGCGAAUCAAUGAAUGUCAAUAUUGAAGCUAUUCUUAAGCGAUGGACAAGUGUGGAUUCUCAUGAGACAUUCGAAGCACAUUUGCCACAACUAAUUCCAUUAGAUUAUAUUGAUCGUGUUUACAUACCAAAAAAUGUCUUUGAAUCCCUUUCACCUGAAGCUCAACAAUCAGCUAAAGGAGCUUUUAAAGAUUCGCUUAUGAUUAGCAUCUAUGAAAGUGAUGAGAUCAAAAAAGGCGCCACAUUACAACAGAUUCUCGAGCUUCCAUAUCCAAAAUAUGUGUUUGAACAACUUUGUGACGCUAUCAGAGAUCGAAUGAACAAGCCAAAUAUCUCGCAUGGUAUAGUAAUUACAGUUGCGGCUUCCGAAUUUGAAGAACAUGUUGUAUUACCAACUACUAUUUCUCAAGCGUAUUAUUUAUAUAAUCUUGGCAAGCCUCAAUCACAACGUGGCCUUGAGUUCACUUAUAUUUAUUGGCAAGCAAUGGAUGGGAAUAUGAUGUUAACAGUGGCCAAUGAAAAACUUAUUCCAGGUGAACAACAAUUCGAUCUUCGAUGUGUUGUUUGUUAUAUUGCAGAAAAACCAUCAACAGUGACUGAAGAAUACCGUGAAGCAUUUUCGUAUUUGAAUGAUGGUUUACCAUUUCAACAUGGUAAUAAUGUCACGACAAAUCGAUUUAAAGCUAAAUCAAAUACAUUCUAUCGAGGUUGUAAUACUGAUGAUUACUUCACCUUUUGUUUAAAAAUAAGUCAUAUGACAGGUCAAGUAACACUUUCUCAUGCUGGACCAAAUAGUAUUUAUAAUCAUGAAAAGAUUGAAUGUCAAUUCAAUACAUCUGAAUUCGAUCUAUCGAAAUUAGAAUUUAUUCAUCUUAGUGCUGGAUCUCAAGAUGUUCCUGUACGAAAUCUAACAAUUAAUUUUGAAUCAAUACCUGAAUUACAUCCAUCAGUCGACAUGAAUUUCAAAAAAGAUACAUCGAAUCUACUUGAAAAAUAUCUUGUUACACCUUCAUAUGUCGAUCAGAAUGCUCUCAAUAAUAAUGGAACAGGAGGAGGGCGACCGAUGCAGGUUAUUCGACCAUCACAAUUGAAUGGCCCGAGUGUGUUAGAUAGAGUAACAAACAUAUUUUUGUGUCGUCAUUCGAAUGCAAUUGAACCAGCAUCACUAUCGGAUAAUGCUCUUCCUACAUUGAAACCUUGUAAAGAUUCUAUAUAUUGUGUACAACAACACUCAUCAAAGCAUAAGAAACAAUAUUCUCAUCCUUGUGGUUACUCUGAAUUAUGUAUAAGAAAAGCCAAGGAACCUUAUCUUACACAUGAACGUCAUAAUGCACUUAAAUGUGCACAAGAUAAAAAUUGUUUAGAAAAACAUGAUCCUAUUCAUCGUGCAACUUAUCGUCAUACAAAUCUACCUGACUAUCUUAUUCCAUGUCGUAAACAAACUAAUUGUCCAGAUCAAUCACCAAAACAUCGUAUAAAAUAUUUUCAUGGUGAAAAUUUACCUCUAAUUAGACGUAAAUCAUAA